Messenger RNA from Dermatophagoides pteronyssinus (European house dust mite), 10546 nucleotides. RefSeq lists its product as uncharacterized. The record is from RefSeq and is a predicted model, not a curated record. NCBI's taxonomy places the organism in Eukaryota, Metazoa, Arthropoda, Arachnida, Sarcoptiformes, Pyroglyphidae. Gene Ontology annotation, cellular component: trans-Golgi network; endosome. Gene Ontology annotation, biological process: Golgi to endosome transport.
AUUGAUUUCGAAUAAAAAUAAUGAUGAUAAUGAUAAUAACAUUGGUAAAGAAUCAACAAUGAAAUUAAAUAUACAUGAAACAAAUUCACCUAGUUUAGAUAUAUUUUCAGAUGAUGAUGAUUUACCAGUAUCAAAACGUGAUAAUCGUAAUCUAUUUCAAAAUAUUCGUCAUAAUGUUAAACAAAAAUUUAUUAAAUUACAAUUUCCAUUAGGACAAAAUAAAUCGAAUGAUAGUGGUAGUGAAACAAAUUCCAAUCGUAAUAUGAAACAAGUAAUGAAAACAUUUAUGACCAGGCCAUUACGUUUGAAAAUACGUCCCGGUGAUACGAUUAAUGAUGGAAAAUUAUUAGUAAAUCGUUUUGGUCGUAAAAAACGUGAUCAAAAAAAUAUCAAUAUUAUUGAUACAAAAAAUCAAAAUCAAACACCUAUUAUUAAGGAUAUGCGUUAUCAAUCGGCUAACAAUAGCAGCAGCAGCACUAAUAACGCAAAUAACAACGCAAGCAAUCAAAAUAAUCAAAACAACAACAAUAAUAAUAAAGAAUUUGAUAAUGUUGAUGAUGAUGAUUCAGUAUUUAUAUUACCACAUCAACAUUAUUAUUGGAAUCCAUAUUAUCAACAAUUAUCAAAAGAACAGCGGCAAGAAUUAUUACAAGAAUUAGAUCGUGUUAUGCAUCUAUUAUUUACAAAUAUUGGUGUUGAAUUUAUUUGGAAUCAAUUGGCGUUUACAUUUAAUGCUGCAAUUGAUGAAUCGAUAGCAUUACGAAAAAUUUUACAUAUUCUUCAUGAUGAUCAUGAAGAAGAUUCUAGCGAAGAUGAAGAUGAAGCAGAAGAUUCAUUCAAUGAUGAUGAUGAUAAUGAAGAAGAAGAAGAUAAUAAUGAUGUUGGUAACGAUACAAUAUUACAAUCAUUAUUAUGGAUACAUAAUUUAGUACCAACAAGAUUAUUAGAAUCAUUAGCUAAUAAUUAUUCCAUUGGAUCAUCAACAACUAGUUGUUGUAGUUCAUCAACAUUAUCAUCAUCAUCAUCAUCAACUUAUGCAUCACCACGGUUAUGUUCACCUGAAUUUAAAAAUUUUAAUGAUAAUGAUGAAGAUUUGGAUGUUGAGGAGGAAGAGGAAGAAGAAGAAGAAUCCGAUGUUGAUGAUGAUAAUGAAAAUGGAAUAAAAAAAUCAACAUUAAAAACAAAAUUAUUAAUAUCAUUAAUGAAUCGUUGUCGUCAAUGUGGAAAAAUAACAAAAUUUUCAAGUCCAGUACAACCAGUUGGUACUGCAUGGGUUACAAUAUUAGAAUCAUGUACAUUGGCUAGAUUUUUAUUAGGUGAUUCAAAACCAUAUCCACAUGAUAAUAAUAUUGAUAAUAAUGGUGGUGGUGGUCAAAAAUUUAAUAAUAAUAAUAAUAUUGAUGAAUUAUCAUCACCACCAACAACACGUAUUGAUAUAACAAAUCAUAGUACAAGUUCAUUAUUUGUUAAUUCAAUAUCAGUAUCAAUGAAUCGUUGUUCAGCAUUAGAACCAUUAGAAGUUGGUACGGCAAAUUAUACAUUUCUUAUACAUUUUUUGGAUCAUGUUUUACAAUUAAUUUGUCAAAGUGUUAAAUCAUUUACACCUAUUGAUUUACGUGCAUCAAUUGAAUUAUGUCUGGCAUUAUGUUCAAAACUUAAACCAGCAAUAAUGCAAACAUUCACAAGAAGAUAUCGUCGUGAAUUGAAUGUUAUGAAAAAUAAAGAUUUUAUUAAUGAUACAAAUAAUGUUCAACAAUCACGAAAACCAACUAUAACAACAUGGUUUGAAACAUAUGGACAACAAAAACAACAACAACCAAAUAUACGAUCAACACAUUUAAAAACAAGAUCAUCACCAUCGGUAUCAUCAAAUUCAGCAAAACCAUCGAAUACCCAACUAGAAUUGGUACGUGAAGAAACUGAAGAAGAUGAUGAAGAUGAUGAUAAUGGUGAACAGGGUGAAAUUGAACAACCAACCGAUUCAAAUGAUAAUGAUAAUGGCUAUUAUAAUAAUGAUGUUGAUAAUGGAAUUGAUCAAUGUGAAUUUAAUGAUGAUUUUCAAAUUGAAUUAGUUGUUGAUGGAAUAUUAAAAUUUUUUGCUACAUUUAUUGAAAAAAUUUUGGUAAAAAAAUCAUCAAAUAAAAUUGAAACAUCUGAAGCAAUUUUAGAUUAUUUUCGUCGUAUAAUGUUACGAAAUAUAUCAAAUGAUCAAUUAAAUAUACAGAAUAUUAUUGAUAGAUUUUUAAUAAAUCGUCAUCAAUGUUAUUAUCCGGAAAUUAUAAUAAAUUGUCAAUUAUUACCAUUAUAUCAAUUAUUUUGUGAAUUAUUAAUUGAAAUUGGUACAAUACCAUUAUUAUCAUCACCAGCAUUUUUAUUUAAAAAACGUGAACAAAAAAAUCAAAUAAAUUUACAACAAUUUAUUAUUGAUAAUAAUAAACAACAAUCGCAACAAAUGAUUAGUAAAUCAUUUGAUAAUAUUCGUUGGUUUAUAUAUUUAAUGACAUUAACAUCGAAUGGUAUUGGUUCAUGUACACAUUGGCAUAAUAAUAAUAAUAAUAAUGAACAACAAACGAAAAUAAAACGAAAAUCAAAAAUAACAACAACAACAACAAUGAUGGAUCAAAAAUCAUUAUCAUGUUGUCAAUUACGUCAUGUAUCAUAUACAUCAUUAGCUACAAUAUUAGAUUUAAUGACAAUGACACGUGCUUAUAUUGUAUCACAACCAGAAAUAUAUCCAAAACCAAUAUCAUUUGGUAAUGAUGAAUUUCCAAUGCCAUCUUAUGUUGAUAUGACAAUUAUUGAUCUGUUUCCUCGAACAUUUGUCGCUAGAAGAUUAAAUUUUUUUCCAUUAAUACAUCCAAAAAUGUUACAAUUUGUUUAUGAAUCAACAACAUGGUUUCGUUUAGUUGCAAGUGGUCUUUGGUCAAAUUUAUCACCAGAAGAUUCUGUUUUACAUCAUUCAACAUGUGCAUUAUUACAACAAUUACAUUCAAUUUCAAAUGAUGAAUCUAUUUGUGAAGCUGUUAUUUGUGAUGAAAUGAUUGGUGGACAAAAUAAUGGAGGUACUAAUACUAUGGCUACUGUACAAUCAUCAUCAAUCAAUGGAUCAUCAUCAUAUCGAUCUUUUAUGGAUGGACAUCAUCAACCACGUUUUCAAUUAUCAUUAGAACAAGAAUCACGUCAAAUACCAAAUAAUAUGAAUAUUGUACAUCGUGCAAGAAAUAAAUUUGCCUUAAUGUUUUCAAUUAUUCGUGAUAUACGUUUUAUAUCUGAACGUUUAGCAUUAGUUGUUAAUGCUUUAGCAUCAGCAGCAAGAUCAGCAUCUGAUGGUGAUAUUGAUAUUGGUCUUAUGAAUACUACCGGUAGUAGUGUUAGUGGUGCUGGUGUUAUUGGUGCUGGUGGUGGUGGUGGUGGUAUUAGCUACAGUGAUAUAGAUCCAUUAACAAUAAAUGAAAAUUCAUCAAGUUCAAAAUUAAUUUCACAACUUGAAAUUGAAAUAGCAACCGGUAUGGAUUCAAAUCAUUAUCAAUCAUUAAUGAAUAUGGCAAUUGUUAAUAAUUUUCAAGAUUUACAUCGAUUAUUACGUAUUACAUGUCCAAUAUCACCAAUUGCAUUAUGUUCAACAUUAAAACGUCAUUUUGAUCGACCAUUAUUUAUAAUGUUGGAUGCAUUAACACAACGUAGAAAUUUAAGUGAUCAAUAUUCAAUAUCAUCGGAUUGGUUAUUACGUUGUAUAAAACAAUCGAAUUUAUUUGGUACAAAAAAUCUAAUGUUUACAUCACCAAAUGGUUUUGGUGUUACUUCAGAAUUUCAUAAUCAUUAUCUAUUGAAUAAUGCUAAUGCUGCUGCUGGUGGUGGUAGUCAUCAUGAUCAUCAUUAUUUAGAAUGUGAUAUUGGUCGUAUAUUGGAACCAUUAUUAUUUAUACUUUUACAUCCAAAUACAGCAAGAUUAUCCAUAAAAAAUGUUAAUAUUUUACGUUAUACACGAUCAAAUAAUCAAAGUCCAUCGGCUAUAAAUAUUGAUAAUGAAAAUCUAUUAAGAAAUUAUUCAACCAGGCAAGAAAUAUCGAAUGAUUCAACAUUAGAAACAACAGCAACAAAUCAAGAAGAAGAAUCAAAAAUCUAUGCAAUAACACCUACUAAUGGUAAUGUUAUUUAUCAUGUACGAAGACGUCCACCACCACCACCACAACCACAUUCACGUUCACCAACUUCAAAUGUAUCAUCAACAUCAACGUAUGGUGAACAUGUAACAAUGAAAAUUAUUACAAAUCCAAUGGAAAAAUUAUCAUCAACAAUUCAAACUACGGAUUCAGAUUGUAUUGAACAAAUUGUUCAAGAAUUAAUGGAUCGUAUUGUAUCUGAAAUUGAUCAAGAUGUUGAUAUUGAUGAAUUUAUGAUGACAGAUAAUAAAUUACGAACGGAGAAAAAAUUUCCCGGAAUGGCAUCAUCACAUUUUAUUAUUCCAACAAACGAUAAUGAUCAUCAUUCGCAACCAAAUUCAGCAACAGCGAAUGUAAUGAUGGGAAAUGAUUUUGAUAAUAUAAAAUAUCGAAAUUUAAUAAAUAAUGAUGAUGUUAAUGUAAAUAAUAAUAGUGGUAGAAAAUUACGUUUUGCUGAAAUGCAUCAACAUUUAUUAUUAUAUGAACGACGGUAUGAUUCAUUACGUACAACAUAUGCAUUAGAUACAAUAAUAGCAAUGAUUGAAACAUGGCCAUCACAUGUUUUAUAUUCAAUGUCAACAAGUAAAUUAUUUAAUGGUUCAAUUUUAUCAUUUACAAACAAUAAUAACAAUAACGCCAAUAACAAUAAUAAUUCAUCACCAUUUGUAAAUUGUCAGAAUAUUUCCCAAUCAUCAUCAUCAAUAUUUGAUGGUACUAGAUCAGCACAGAUAAAAAUUUUAUAUCAACGUCAUCAUAAUUCAAUACAAGGUGAUGGUUUUUAUCCAAAUCAUAAUCAAUCAUUAAAUUAUCAAUCAAAUAUAAAUUUGAAUAAUAUGAAUUCUACCAAUACAGCAACAAACGUUGGAACAAAUCGUGCCAGAUCUCGUUCUAAACAACAUAUAUUGGAAUCAUCAUCAACAACACCAGCAACAACAACAACAACAACAUUAUCUAAUGAUGAAAAUAUAACAUUAUUAGAAUUAAUAAUAAAAAUAUGUUUAAAAUAUUUAUGUAGUUAUUAUCCAAGUUGUCCAGCUGAUAUGGCAUCAACAAUGACAGCAAAUAAAUUACAACAAAAAAAAUCACCAUUAACAAGAACAACUGGUUUAUUGGAAGGUGGUUUAUUGGAUGAUUUAUUUUUACAAAUUCGUUCAAAUCAUUGUAUUGAUUUGGAAGCAAUUUAUGGUAAUCAACGUGUACGUUUAUUAGCCGCACAAUCAUUAUCGAAAAUAUUUCGUAAUCUAAGUCAAAUGAUUGAAAAUCGUAAUCAUAAUGAUCGUAAUAAACAUCAUAAACGACAACCAAGUGAAUCAUUAUUAUGUUUUAAUCAAUCAAAAUUAUAUGCACAAUAUUUAAAAGAAUUAUUUCAACGUUGUCAAGUACAACGUAAUAUUUUACAAUGUUUGGCUACAUCUGUUUGGCAUUAUCAGCAAAAAUUUCCAUCAAAUAAUCCAAAUACUACUACUACUAAUAGUAGUAAAAAUGAUAAUCAAAAAAGAAAAUUUAAAACAAAUCCUUCGAAUAUAACCACGAAAAGACAUGAAACAUCAUAUCUAUUUCCAGAAACAAAAUAUUCAACAAAAUUAAAUCCAGCUGAUAUUUUAUUUGUAAAAGAAAUACUUGAUUAUAAUGAUUAUCCGGAAAAUUUAUCAACAACAACAACAAAUCAAUUUGAUUUUUAUAAUAUAAAAACAUUUAAUAAUAAUCAUUAUAAUGAUGAUGAUGAUCCAAAUAAUCAACAUGGAUUUCAUGAUGAAUUUGAAAAAUGUUUAUUACAUUUAAUUGAACAGGUUAUGAUAUUAGAAUCAAGAAUACAAUCUGCUUUGGUAGAUACAACGAACGUUACUUCGGGAAAUUCAAAAACAUUAUCGCAUUCAGAUUCAUCAUCAAUUGUACAACGUGUAUCAGUAAAAGAAAUAACUGAAAUGAAUUUCGAUCCUGAUUUACCAUUACUUGGACAAACAUUAUUAAAUGGUUCAUUAUAUUAUGCAUUACAACAGAAUUAUCGUCGUCAUAUUCAUAAUGAAUGGUUAUCAUUUAUUGAAUCAUCAUUACAUUAUGCUGGACGUUUUAUGCCACGUUUAGUUUUAACGGCUGUUAAUCAAUUAUGUCGUAAUAUUGAUUCAAUAACAAAAGAAAUUGAACAAUUUGCUCGUACAUCAUGUUUUGUAUCAUCACAAUUAAAUUUACCACCAUUUGUAUAUAAACAUUUUGCACAAACAUUACAAGGAAUAUCAAUGAUUUAUUCAUAUUGUUUAUUAGAUCGUAAUCAAUUUGAUCUUUUAGCACCAGUAUUAACUGAAUUAUUUAAUGAUAAUCAAGAUGAUUGGUCAAGAUUAUUUGGUUUAACAUCUAAUCGUCGUUAUCGUCGUCGUUAUUUUGAUAUAAAUAAUAGUUUUAUUAAUGAACAAUGGACAUUAAGUCAAAAUGGUAACAUGGCAACAUCUGUAUCGAAUAAUGAAUCAACUGGUGCUAUACAAGCAAUAUCAUCUAUAUUACAUAAUUUUAUGGUAAUGCCUAUAUCUGGUUCAAAUACAACAGGUACUACAAGUGGUGGUUCAAAUAGUUCAACUGUUACAACUAGUACAAAUGAUCAAACGGAUCAAUCAAAUCCAACAGAUUCAGAUAUUGUUAUAUCACAACAGGAUACAUUACCAAAUAAUUUAGCAUUAACCCGACAACGUAUACUUGAUUAUACAAGUUUAAAUCGUGUGCUGACAGCAUUAUUUCAAGUUUGGUGUACAAUGAUUGUACGUGAAGAAAUUAAUAAUAAUGGACAAACAUUACAAACAACAUCAUUGAUUAAUCAACAACAAUCAGCAUGUUGCCAUCCAUAUGUACGACAAUUUUAUUCAAUCGAUACAAAUCAUAAUAGAAAUAAUGAAAAAAAUUGUCGUUAUUCACAAUCAAAUUGUAGUCUUGGUUGGUCAUCAUCAAUUUAUACUGGUUGGUAUAUAACUGGUUCAUCAAUGAUGUUAGGUCAGGCAAUUGUUACUAUAUUGAAUAUUGUUGCCGUAUCAAAUGGUAUAUCAUUAAUGAAAUCAAUAGCACGUGUUUGGCAUGAUCUUCGUGAUCGUUCAUUACCUGUUAAUAAUAGUAAUCCAACAAAUGAUUCAUCAUUAUUAGCCGAUUCAAUUGAUAUGGUUAUUACACCGGCAACAUCAGCACAACAAAAACUAGUCCAAUUAAUAUCAUCAUUACAACCGAUUCUUAAUCUUGAAUAUUUAAUACAAAUUGUACGUGCUGUACUUAAACCAUCAUCAUCAAUUUCAACAUCAUCAACAUCGACAACAACAACAACAGCUGCUACAGUAAAUUCAUCAACAAGUUCAGCAUCAUCGAUUACUACUGAAGUUGAAUCUACACAACAUUCAUUCACUUCAAAUCCAUUUGAUAAUAUAUUUUUAAUUGAAGUAUCAUUAUUGGAAUUUUUUCUUGCAUAUAUUCGUACUUGUCCAGGUGAACUGUUAUUAAAAGUUUGUCGUUCAAUGAUUGCAUUGAUUAAAGAUAGUUUUGCACUUAACCUUACGGCAUCAGUACCAUAUGAAACAUUUUGGCCACGUUCAAAACAACGACAACCAAUUAUACCAUCAAGUUCAGUGCAGAUAAAUUUUCAACCAUUAAUUAAUAUACAUUUAUUAGCAAUAAUGCAUCAUUUUGUUGUUGCAUCACCAUCGGUUGAAGAUCGUCGUGCACAAAAAGAAUUACAAGAUGUUACACAACGUUUAAUUGAUGCUAAUAUUAGUGUUGCUGGUGGUCGAUUAUUACCAUCACGGUUUUGGUCAUUUCGUCGUAAUUUUGAAGUAAUGCCUGUUAAUAGUGAUCAUCAAAUUGGACAUCAUCAUCAACAAUAUCAACAACAACAACAACAACAAACUGGACGACCAUCACCAACUGCUACACAUCGUUCAGGUUCAGCAUCAACAACACCUAUUACUGAAGAAGCAUUAUCUAAUUCACAUAAUGAACAAAAUAUUUCAUUUAAACGUGGUUUGUUUCGAUCAUCUGCAUCGGUUCAAUUUCAACCGGAUCGUAGUCCAUCAAAUACAAUACAACGUACAAUGACACCAACUCAUGAUGAUUAUCAUCAUCUUUCGGAAUUACAACAACAGCAGCAACAACAACAACAACAGGAUAGUCUUUUAUUUGGUCUAUUUAAUUUUAAUCUAUCAUAUUUAUCAACCGGUUCAAAUCAAUCAAAUCAUCAGGAUUUAGCAAAUACAUCACAAAAUUUAUUUUAUAGUUAUUUUUGUAUCAAAGCAUUAUAUGCAAUGGCAGAGUUUGCAGCACCAGUACUGGAUGUUGUUUAUGCAAGUGAAGAAAAAGAAAAAAUGAUACCAUUAAUAACGAAUUUAAUGUCAUAUGUAAUACCAUAUCUUAAAUCACAUAGUCAACAUAAUCUACCUUGUUUUGAUGCUUGUUCACGUUUAUUAGCAUCAUUUUCUGGUUAUCAAUAUACACGUAAAGCAUGGCGUCGUGAUUCAUUAGAAUUAUUAUUAGAUCCGGCAUUUUUUCAAAUGCCACCCGAAUGUUUACAAUCAUGGCGUACAAUUAUCGAUCAUCUUAUGACACAUGAUAAAAAUACAUUUCGAGAAUUUCUUCAACGUAUGUCAAUUGCACAAAGUCCAUCUGUUUCAUUUAAAAUAUUUGUACCAUCAUCAACAAAAGAUCAAGAAUCAGAACCACGUGCACAAUUAGUUAAACGUUUAGCAUUUAUAUUGUUUUGUUCGGAAAAAGAUCAAUAUCAAAGAUAUAUGGCCGAAAUACAGGAAAAAUUAAUUGAAAUACAUCGUACAUCGCAACAACAAUCACAAUCAUCAUCACAAUUACAUUCACAAUCAAUAUUACAAUCACAGGUAUUGUUAGCAUUUCGUGUUAUAUUAUUACGAAUGUCACCACAUUAUCUUGCUUCAUUAUGGCCAUUUAUUUAUACUGAAAUGUUUCAAGUAUUUCUAAGCAUUGAACAAGCUUUACUCAAAGUUAUUCGUGAUGAACAAAAAAAUGAUCCAAAAUGGUCAGAUUCGGCUACAAUUUCACCAUAUAAUAUUCAUCUGGAUAUACCGGAUUUUCUUGCAACACAAUCAUCAAUACAUCGAUCAUCAUCAUCAUCAAAUUUUUUACAACAACAUCGUACAUCGAAAUUAGAACCAAAAAUACCAACAGCACAAUUACAAUUAUUUUUAAAUGCCUGUAAAUUACUUGAUCUGGCAUUAUUAUUACCAUCAGAUAUUUUACCACAAUUUCAAUUACAUAAAUGGGCAUUCAUUAAUACAGAUUCAUUUCCAUUAUCAACAAAUAUACGACAACCAAUCGAUUGGCUUGGUGGUAUAUCACCAUUUGCUGAACCAAUUGUAUUGAAUUUACAAACAGAUUCUUCAAUUAUAUCGAAUAUAAGUCAACAAUCAUCUGAACAACAAACAACAUCAUCAACAUCAUCAUUAGGAAUGGUUGAAAAUCUUAAAUCAUUACCUGAAACAAUAUCAUUAAAUUCAACAAUAACAUUUGAUUCACCACAAUCAUUACCAGCUAAUUUGAAUUCAUCAUCAUCAUUAUCUUGUUCAUCUACAAUUACAUUAAAUCAUCAAUGUAAUAAUAAUAAUAAUAAUGAAGCAACAUUUAUUCCACAUGUUGUUUUUAUUAAUCAUUUACUUAAUUAUUUAACGGAUUCUAUACCGAUUAUAUCACAAUCAAAUGUAACAAUGUGUCCAUUAUUAACAAUGUCAACAAUUGAAUCGAUUCAUGAUUUACAUCCAUUUUUUGCUGCAGUUUUAUCACGUUCAAAUCAAAAUACAAUGUUUACAACUAGUACUCAACAACAACAACAACAACAUUGUAAUCAAUCAAAUUUUGAACGACAACCAAAUGAAUCAUCAUCAACAUCAUCAUCAUCAUAUCGUCGUUCAUUAGAAAAUCGUACACAUUCAGCUAAUGCAUCAAUAAAUUCACAAAAACAACAACAACAAUCAGAUCGUCGUAAAUCUUCAAAAAAUAAUGGUCGCCGUAAAAUAGUGGCUGAUCAAUUAUUAAUGAAUAAUUGUGGUGGUUGUUCAUUAGAUGAACUUUAUAUUAAUAUUGAUCGUAUUAUUGCAAAUGAUUUUCUUGAACCAUUACCAUCAUCAUCAACAAAUUUAUCAUCAGAUUAAUUGAUGGAUUCCUUCCCUCUCUCUCUCUGUCCUCCUUUUUACAACCGAAACACAACAUUAGAUAUUUUUAUUUUUACAUUAUUUUCUCAUUGUUUUUUUUUUGGUUCAUUCCAAUUAUUACAAUAACAAAACAAAAAUACAUUUACAACCUUUGAUUAUAUAUUUUCCAUAUUCUGUGUAGUUUUGAAUCAAUCAAUCAAUGAAACGAAUGUAAAAUUGUUAUUUUAUUUAUCUAAAUUU